CGGCAACCCGGGACCCAGGACUUGUCAAUUACCCGUCCUCCUGGGUCCCUGGUGAUUGAAUCGUCGCUGUUAAAUAUAAUGGGAUCUGGGGUAGGGUGGGUAGGGCUUACAGUUUCGGGAGAAAUUUCACUGGCUGUGCAUUAUUUUUAAUCGUUUGUUUUAACUUUUUUUGGAACAGUCAUUCCCGAUCAGUUGCUAAAAUCGUUACUUGUCUAGUGUCUCGGUUCAGAUUGGAAACUGUAUUCAUAAUGACAAUGAACCCACACGUUAAUAACAUGGCUGAUAUCCUGGCAAAUAAGCAGUUUCUUCAAAGUGAACGGCACGUUCCUUGGACACAGAAAAAGCCCUGGCAAGAUGUUGCUAUCAUCGACCUUGAGCCAGAUGGUGGAUUAUUGGUGACUCAUGUCAAUCAAACCAGUGGGUUGUUGAGAACAGAAGGGAAACGGCCGCUGACCAGUGAAAACCAGACAUCCGAGGAGUGGCUGGCCAAUCACAGCUUGGAUCACCAGAAAUUGACACUUCAACAUCUUCUAGCACACAGCAGGAUCAUCACGAAAAAGGAUGUGAUAAAUGUUGAACAACUGCAGCUUGGCUUAGAUGUCAUUGAUAAGUUUGAAUGCAGACUUCACCGAAUGACUGACCUUUAUCACCAAUGGAUGGAAUGGCUGAUGGAAGGGAGCAGAAAGAUGUUCGGCUUGGUGAAAGGUUCUCGGGUCGGUCUGCUUAUCGACUCCUCUGAUGCAAACUGUGGGCUUGGCCGACUGCAGGACUUUCAGGCAGCUCUCCUGCGUCUGCUGGAUGAACAGCUCUGUUUUAGGAAGCAGUUUUAUUUCCUCUCCUUUGGUAGUGACCUCUCUGAACUCUGGGAGACCCCACAGGAUGUGAACAUUCGCACCUUAGACGAAGCAAGGCAGUGGGUUCAAGAUCUCCAGCCCAGCGGGAGCUGCAACCUACUUAAGGCCAUGAAGAAAGUAAUGAAAGUGAAGAAGUUGAAUACUCUUCUCAUUAUCCUGGGGUCAUGUCCUGAUCAGACAGCAGAGAUUUUGGCUGACUAUAUGCAGCAGUGCAUGCUGGGAAGACAUUUGCCUUUCCAGACUGUCGCUUAUGACUGUAGCCACCACAUGACUCAUAUGACACUGAGGUCCCUGGUGAAAGUCUCAGGAGGACGUUACCAUUUGUACUCUACCAGCUGUCAGACCAAGGGCUGCUGGAGCAGUGAUCUCGAGGUCUUGAUGAAGGAACUGCAGCAAGCCAGCAAUAUAUUGGAGAAGAUUCAGGAAAUACGCCAAGGGCUGCUGGGACACUCUCUCAAUGAGGCUGUGGAGCAGAUUACAACUGAGGUUGCUAAGAUACCGCCUGCUCGAUUCCUACUCCAGCCGCCCAAUCACGAUGGACCUCUCUGCCUUGAGACUUCCAGUUUCCUGCCCAAGACCUCUGCUGAUUGGCUGAAGCAACAUGGCUUGAAAGCUAAGAAGCUCAGUCUGUACCAAGUGUUGGCACCGAAUGCAUUCUCACCUCUGGAGGAAUUUGUGCCAAUUCUUCGCAAGACCGUGUCCUCGACAUUACAUGGGCGAGCAAUGAUGCAGCUGGAAUGGCAUGAUGGGACAGUGAAGAAUGUCCAUGUAGACCCCCCUCUGUUGUACGAGUACCAGGUAACAAUCCCCAACCAAUACAUUCCUCAAUCUGUUUCCACCCCCACACCCUCUCCCUCUCUUUCUCUGCCAUCUUUUUUCUCCUUACCCUCAUCCACGUUUGGUUCUGAGGUUCAGCAAUAUCAGCCCCAAAUGGUGCCAGUUACACCAGAUAAUCUGCAGGCAGUGUGGAGGUGGGUCCUGACUCUGGAGUGCAGUGGCAGUCGGAAUUUCAUGGGUGCAUUGAAAGCAGCAACAGAAAAUAAUCUGCAUGAACAAGGGGAUCCUUGUGGCAUGUACCUUCUUACCAGUGGAAUACCUGAUCAGGAGAUGGACAGGAUCUGUUCUUACGUUGCUGAAAUCUGUGGAGGUCGUGACCUGCACCUUCACGUCUGCCUUUUCAGUAUCAGUGACGAUGGACUGAGUGGGACAGUCCCUGCACGUUAUGCCUCUCCAGGAGAGACAGCGUGUGCACUGCAGGAGCUGGCUCGUUCAGGUCGGGGGAGGUUCCACUGGUUUCAGGAAACAGGUAUUAUAGAGAGUGAUGACAUUCACCUUAUACUGGCUGAAAUUGAGAAAGCUGCCAACUACUCACAGAAGUGUGCCGUGCUGGUCGAAUCUUUAAGGAAACGCUCCAUGAAGCAGUCUGGAACACUGUCAGAUGCUGGGGACGGUUUAAAAAUGUUGGUGAAAAGGGAGAAUCACUGCCCUCACAAGCUGCUCACUCCAAAACCCAAGGCACUGAGCCUGGCCCGAAAGCAAGCCACAGGGGGAAGCGGUGAAGAAAGCAGCUCAGCUGUCAGAGCCCUGACCUGGUGUCCACACAGUGCGAAAGCUGCCCUCCCUCCAGCUCGUCCCAAUAAGAAGUGGAUUCACUCCUCUGUGGAAAAUCGCACUAAGCCGCACAAAACAGCAAAGGUUUCAAAGUUGAUGUUUUACACAGAGGACAGGAAUAAGGUCGGCGCAGUCUAUCAGAAAUAUCCGAAGAUGAAGAAUAUGAGGAAGACCAUUCCCUUUGUAUACUUGCCAAAAGAAGAGGAGAUUUGUUCAACUUCAGUGUGGUUGCAGAAGUUCGGUAUUAAGAAGCUGGGAUUGGAUCUGCACAAACUCGUCUCGGGCCUGGACUGCGUGCACACGAAGCAACUUGUGAGGAGCAUACGCAAAAGAGUCUCCGCAAAGUAUUGUGCAACCUUCCCCAGUGUGGAAAUCAAUGGUGUGAUGAAGCAUCUACACUUACAGCUUCAUGAGCUGGAAGAAUACAUUGAACAAAUCGAACGGACUCUGAGUCGAUAUCUGCAGCGAUUACAGUGGCUGCUAUCAGGAAGCAGAUGUCUGUUUGGAACAAUCUUGGAGAAGAGAGUCUGUAUUUUGCUGGAUACCUCGGGCUCCACCAGCCCUUACCUGUCAGCCCUGAAAAAGGAGCUCACUUCACUGAUCUGGGAACAGCUCAGCAAGGACAGCCACAGCUUUAACCUGCUGUGUUUUGCUGAGCGGGUCGACACUUGGCAGGAAUCUCUGGUGGAGGCUACUGAUGAGACAUGUCAUGACGCUGUUCAGUGGGCCUCAGGAACCAUUGCCCAUGGAAACACUUGCACCCUGGAGGCCUUACAGAGGGCCUUUCAGUUUCUGGAUGUGCAAGGGAUAUACCUGCUGACUGACGGAAAGCCAGACACCAGUUGUAGUCUCAUCUUGAAGGAAACUCAACAAAUGAACAAGGGCCGAGGUGUCAAAAUUCACACCAUUUCCUUCAAUUGUAUGGACAGCACAGCGAAUGAGUUCCUCAAGAAGUUAGCAGCACAGACUGGAGGCCGUUUCCACCGUUGCCAUGGAGCUGUUGAUGGACAGCUGGCAGCGCACAAAAUGCUUGCAGGAGGGUUUUCAGAUGAAGACAAUCCUAAUCUACCUGCAUUUGAGGGUGAUGAUUUAAAGAGGCUUUCCAGAGAAAUAAAUAAAGCGAGACGAUUCCUAACGCAGGCUAAAUCCUUCAGACACUUACUUUUGGAAAAGCAAAAGAAACCAGAUCGGACAGAUACUGGAACUGAAAGCCCAGCGUGAGCAGGUGACAGGAAAACAGAAUGAAUUGAAAUCAGUGUCUUCUAAGUUCCUUCACUAAACAAAGUAGUUUCUCUAUGUAACCUAUCAAAUCUCUUUGUCACAUUAAGUACUUUGAUUAGAUCACCCCAUCAACCAUCUAAAUACAAACCAGCUAUGUAACCUCUCCUAUCAUUUAAGCCCUGGAUAGCUGGUACCAUUUUGGUGUUUCUGCUGUGUACCCCCUCCAAAACCAACAUUUAUUUCAUUCUCACUCAAUUGCAGGUGCAUCCUCUUUCUGAUACUAAGACAGCACUGCACUGUCGAUGAUAUGGGUAUUUAGAUAAGCCCUUAAACUGAAGCCCUGUCUGCUUGUUAACAUCAAAGGAUUCCUGAGUAUAAUUCAAAGAAAACCGGGAGAAAUUUCCCAGUGCUCUAGCAGCUUUCUUCCUUCAACCAACACUAGCUAAUCAGAUCGCUGAUAACCUAAUGUAGGAUCUCACAGUGUGAAAAGCCUUGGCUCUGUAACAACAAUCACUGUGCAUCAAUAUCUCUCAAAUAUGAUUCUUUCUUAAAUGAACCUCACAUCUACUGUGACAUGGAAGUAACAUCACAAGGCAAUGCCAGGAAACAGGUAUAUCUGUAAGAUUCACUCAGUAAGCUUCCAGCUCCACUUUUUGUGAUUCCAUGUUGUCUUUGAAAAUAUUUUAUUUCGUAGUGACUAUAAUUUUGACGAAUUAUGUGAAUAGUUUAUACUUGAGUUUUAUAGAUACCUUGUGUUCAUUGAUACCUCAAUAAAUGAUUUGUAACUUUUGUAAAUUGUAUGAAAGAUUAAAAUGCACAACAUGA
This is a messenger RNA of Chiloscyllium plagiosum (whitespotted bambooshark), 4511 nucleotides long. Lineage: Eukaryota; Metazoa; Chordata; Chondrichthyes; Orectolobiformes; Hemiscylliidae. The record is from RefSeq and is a predicted model, not a curated record.